Molecule: messenger RNA, 894 nt
Organism: Haliotis rubra (blacklip abalone)
Lineage: Eukaryota; Metazoa; Mollusca; Gastropoda; Lepetellida; Haliotidae
Product: putative nuclease HARBI1
Source: RefSeq, a predicted model, not a curated record
AUGCCCGUGGACACGGACUCAUGCAAGUCCAUGUUUUACAAGAUUGCAGAUAUUGCCUAUGGUAUUGUUAUCAUUUCAGUCUUAAAUUUAGAUAAUUGUUUACACCUUGUAGGGUUUCCAAACGUAUUGGGAUGUGUUGAUGGCACGUUCAUAAGGAUCAUUGCCCCAAAUAGAGCUGAAGGUGACUAUGUGAACAGAAAGGGAUUUCAUUCACUCAAUGUUCAGAUGAUCUGUGAUGCACAGUUUAGAGUUACCAACUGUGUGGCUAAAUGGCCUGGAAGUGUGCAUGACAGUAGAAUUUUCCGGGACAGUCAAAUCAGUGUGGCAUUCGAAAAUGGUACUUACAAGGGUUUACUUCUGGGAGACUCUGGCUACCCAUGCAAGUCCUACCUAAUGACACCGUAUCUAUCUCCAGCAAACAGGGCUCAAGAAAAAUUCAACAGAAGUCAAACGAAAACCAGAGUUCUUAUUGAGCAAACAUGAAUCCUUAAGCGCAGAUUUUCUUGUCUGCACAGUGGUUUGCGCAUGUCACCCAAGAGUGCAUGUAACGUAAUUGUUACAAGUGUAAUAUUACAUAAUAUCGGCAUUGACCGCCAAGAUGUAAUUAAUGUUGAUUACGAUGAUUGUAAUGAUGAUAAAUUCACUCUCCAAGUUGCUGAUGAUCUGAGUGGAACAAAUGUUAGAAAUUAUCUUUGUCAGUCAUACUUCACCUGAAUAUUGUACAAAUUAUCUUCAAAUGAUGAUUUCUUAUAUAACAUAAUGAACAAACAAAUUUUCAUUGUGUGAAAUAUUCCAUGUACAAAUAUGCUAGUUGGAUUCUAUGUAAUCACAAAUCACUGCUCAUUUUGACAUUUCAGCUUCAUUAUUUCCAAUUGUAAUUUUUCUUUUUUCAGU